Messenger RNA from Punica granatum (pomegranate), 4559 nucleotides. NCBI's taxonomy places the organism in Eukaryota, Viridiplantae, Streptophyta, Magnoliopsida, Myrtales, Lythraceae. The record is from RefSeq and is a predicted model, not a curated record.
AAUCAAAAUCAAAAUCGUUACUGUUCCUCUCAUCUCCUCUUCUCCUCUUCUUUCCAUCCUCUCAAAUUCAAAGUUCAAAAUUUGAUAGAGAGGAGCAGAGCUCGGAAGCACUCCCCUGCCUGAGAGAGACUUCCGGUGCGCUGAAUGUCAGUCUGUUCGUCGCCUUCACUUCGCGCCCUCAUCUUGCCCAAACCCUUCACUCCUUUCCUCGCUCCAGGCGCUUAUUCAAUGUGGUAGAAAGAAUUGGAUCGCAGAGAUGAACCUAGACUCACUGUUCAGUAGAUUCUUCCACAGAAGACCCCCUGAUGGGCUGCUUGAGUUUGUCGAAAGAGUUUAUGUUUUCGAUUCCUGUUUUUCUACUGAAGUGUUGCCCAAUGACAUGUACGAGAUUUACCUGCACGAGAUCAUAACAGAAUUACACGAAGAAUUCCCAGACUCCGCAUUUCUUGCAUUCAAUUUCCGGGAGGGAGAGAAGCGGAGUCAGUUGGCGGAAAUUCUGUGCCAGUAUGAUGUUACUGUCGUGGACUAUCCUCGUCAGUAUGAGGGCUGUCCCCUGCUCCCUCUCUCUUUGGUUCAGCAUUUUCUUCGAGUCUGCGAGAGCUGGCUCUCUCUUGGGAACCACCAGAAUGUCGUCCUCCUGCACUGCGAGAGAGGAGGGUGGCCCCUCCUGUCAUUUCUGCUCGCGGGUUUCUUGAUUUUUAGGAAAUUCCACGGAGAGAAGAAGACUCUCGAGAUUGUCCAUCGAGAGGCUCCCAAGGGGUUUCUGCAACUCUUAUCGCCCCUCAAUCCGUUGCCUUCUCAACUCCGUUACCUUCAGUACAUAGCCAAGAGGAAUAUGGGUCCUCAAUGGCCACCUCCAGAGCGGGCCUUGUCUUUGGAUUGUCUGAUUUUGCGGUCCAUUCCAAGCUUUGAUUCCCAUAAUGGUUGCCGGCCGGUCAUUCGUAUUUUUGGAAGGAAUCUUCUGAGCAGAGGUGGGCUUUCAACGCAGAUGCUCUACUCUAUGUCCAAGGCAAAGAAAGUCCUACGGCAUUAUUGCCAGGCAGAUUGCGAUGUGAUUAAGAUUGACAUCCAAUGUUUAGUCCAAGGAGAUGUCGUGUUGGAGUGUGUCCAUUUGGAUGCAGAUUCAGAAAGGGAAGUUAUGAUGUUCCGGGUUAUGUUCAGCACUGCUUUCAUCCGAUCAAACAUAUUGAUGCUGAAUUCCGAUAACUUGGAUAUUCUUUGGGACUCAAAGGAGCGGUAUCCUAAAGGAUUUCGUGCAGAGGUUCUGUUUGGGGAUGUUGAGAGUAUCUCUCCACAGAGAGCCCCCAUUACCAUAUUAAAUGGCGAGGAGAAAGGUGGAUUACCAAUUGAAGCUUUCUCUAGGGUUCAGGAACUCUUUAGUGGCGUUGAGUGGGUUGAUAAUGGUGAUGAUGCUGCCCUUUGGUUGCUUAAACAGCUUUCAGUCCUAAAUGAUGUGAAAGAACUGUCAAGGUUGCAAAAGAAGGUGAGCCUAUACACAUCUCCUAUCGAUUCAGAGGAAGAAACCAAUGCAUCCAGUGCGGCAGAUAGUUCUGACGAAGCAUCUGAGUUUCCCAAUAAUCCAAUGGAUCCAACAAAGCCUGACAAGCCUACAACUUUUGAGGGUGAAGAUUCACUUGAUGCCAAAUCGACCAUGGAACUUCUUGAUCGAGGAUCAGAGAAAAUGGGUGGGCCAUAUGCUGAUCAAGAACCCUCCCUUGAUGAGCUUCCAGUUACUGAUUCAUUCAAUUUAGAAUCACUUGCACCAACUACAGUCUACAAACAACCAUCGCCUCCCCCGCCUCCUCCUCCAUUGCCUUCAAAUUCUGUCUCCACCCAGACCCACCUGCCUCCACCACCUCCUCCACCACCCCCUCCACCUCCUAUGACUACUGCUAUAAAAGCACCGGCACGGGCACCACCACCACCUCCCUAUAUUUCCAGUAGUUCUUAUGAGCAACCUUCUGUUAAUGACAGGACACCUCCUGAAGUUUCUUCUUCAGCUCCCUCACCUUCCUCUUCUUCCUUGUUUCAACAACCCUCCCAAACUCCCCCUCCACCACCCCCACCCCCACCCCCACCCCCACCCCCACCCCCACCUUCUUUCAUGUCUGGUAAAGUUCCUGAACCACAGUCAAUAUCUCCCCCUCUUUCGUCUGCAUCACUUAAAUCAUCCCCAACGUUGUCGCGUCCAGCGCCACCCCCACCCCCACCACCUCCUCCACCAUCUUCAAGUAUUUCUUUGCAAAGACCUCCACCUCCACCUCCACCUCCUCCAUUACCUCCCCCAAAACCAGCUUCUUUGAAACCACCUCCGCCUCCGCCACCCAUGCCUGCUGCUUCUUUGAGAGGCCCUAAACCACCGCCACCGCCACCUCCACCUCCACCUCCACCUCCACCUCCACCUCCACCUCCACCUCCAACCUCCACUUCCUUAACUGCUUGCCGUCCACUUUCAGGUUCACCUAUGCGACCUGCACCACCUCCGCCACCACCGCCGCCGCCCCUUAGUUCCAAACUGCAAGGACCACCUCCACCUCCACCUCCUCCACCGCCACCUCCAUCGACAUCCAAUUCCAGUUCAUCUGCUAGUAAUGGUACUACUCGUGGGCCACCUCCCCUGCCUCCACCUCUCCCCCCUUCCCUUGUCCCUUCUCAUGCCAGUGUGCCAAAAGCACCACGUCCUCCACCCCCAUCAGGACCUGGCCGGCCAGGUCCACCUCCGCCACCCGCUCCACCAAAACUUCCUGGUGCUCCCCCUCCACCACCAGGAUCCAAAGGGCCAAGUGCACCACCUCCUCCCCCUCCAUCUGUAGGCAAGGGAAGACCUGGUUUGAUAAGCCACAGUAAAAGUCGAGCUAGUGUUGUUGGGACUGCAAUGGCACCUAAGAAAGCCUCUCUAAAACCAUUGCACUGGGUAAAAGUGACACGCGCAAUGCAGGGAAGUCUAUGGGCGGACUCUCAAAAGCAAGACAAUCAGUCCAGGGCACCAGAGAUUGAUAUAUCAGAGCUGGAAAGUCUGUUUUCAGCAGCCACUUCAGAUGGCAGCGGGAUCAAUAAAGGUGGAGGUCGACGUUCUAACAUCAACAAACCUGAGAAAGUACAAUUGGUUGACUUGCGUAGAGCCUAUAAUUGUGAAAUAAUGCUCUCAAAGAUAAAAAUUCCUUUGCCUGAUAUGCUUAAUGCGGUUCUGGCUUUGGAUUCUUCGGCUUUGGACAUUGAUCAGGUCGAGAACCUCAUCAAGUUCUGCCCCACAAAAGAAGAAAUGGAGACUCUAAAGAAUUACACGGGGGACAAGGAAUCACUUGGGAAGUGUGAGCAGUUUUUCAUGGAGCUAAUGAAGGUUCCACGGGUGGAAUCUAAAUUACGCGUGUUUGCUUUCAGGAUCACUUUUUCCUCACAGGUGAAUGACUUGAGGCAUAACCUCAGUACUAUAAAUGAUGCAACUAGAGAGGUAAAGGAAUCAGCAAAAUUGCGUCAGAUAAUGCAGACAAUUCUCACCUUGGGCAAUGCUCUAAAUCAGGGCACUGCACGAGGUUCGGCAAUUGGAUUUAAAUUAGACAGCCUUCUAAAAUUGUCUGAUACUCGGGCGAGAAAUAGCAAGAUGACUCUGAUGCAUUACCUGUGCAAGCUUCUUGCCGAAAAAAUGCCGGAGUUGCUGGACUUUGACAAGGAUCUGGCUCACUUGGAUGCUGCUUCUAAGAUUCAACUGAAAUCUUUGGCCGAAGAAAUGCAAGCUGUGAGUAAGGGUCUCGAGAAGGUUGAGCAAGAGCUUAUGGCUUCGGAAAGAGAUGGUGACAUCUCUGCAGGCUUCCAGAAGGCACUGAAAGGUUUCCUCGAUACUGCUGAAGCUGAAGUGAGGUCACUCAUAUCUUUGUACUCGGAAGUGGGAAGAAAUGCAGAUUCAUUGUGUCAGUACUUCGGAGAGGAUCCAGCUCGGUGUCCCUUCGAGCAAGUGACACAAAUCUUGGUCGUGUUCGUUAAGAUGUUCAAUAAGUCCCGCGAGGAGAAUGAGAGACAGGUGGAAGCUGAGAAGAAGAAACUUGAAAAGGAAGCCAUGAAGGAGAAGGCAGCUGCUAAUUCACCAGCAGUGAGACGUUGAGAUCAGAAUGAAAGGACUAUUACUAUGAGACAUUCCUAAGACUCGAGGGCCGAGACAAUGCGAUUCCCAGGAGACUGCCAUAGUUAAGAGACACUGCAGUUCUUUUUCACCAAGGUGAAGAUUUAGCAGCAACUAUCGGCUCUAGGUUCUAAUAAGCUGAGUCCAACACCUGGAAAUUGCAAUUUUCAAAUUCCGUCCAGGAACAUGUUCUUGGCCUCCCAAAGUUCGAUUGUUGCCACAUUCGUAGUGUAAGUUUAGCCAUCUAACCCACACUAACCCCUAUUCUCAAGAAUACGAAACUACUAAUUCUUUUACUACUAUGUAGAGAAAAGAGUUAUCAUAGUAAUGGGAGUAGCUUCAUUUAGUGUUGUAGAUCCGAAACUGCUGACUUUUUUACUAAUAUGUAGAGAAAAGAGAUAUAAUAAUAAUAAUGGAAGCAGCUUCAUUUUACAGUGUUGUA